AUGGGCCCCAAACCGCACGGCAAUGAAUCGGACGACGGUCCAAAUGAAACUCUCGAUAAGAAGAGAUUGCGAAAUCGUCUGGCGCAGCGCACAUUUCGUCGGCGGCAAGCGGAAACUCGUCGCAAGCAGAAACUAGGCAUCGAUCCCAGCGACAAGCCCAGUCAUGAGAUUAUUAGAGCCCUCCAAGAGGAGAACGCCGGGUUGCGACAUAGCCUUAUCGAUGUGCAGUCUAAGUUGGCGCGACUGAUUGCGACAAUGCAGGGUCUCGAGACCGCGGUUCUUAAAGACCUAGGAGAAUGCGCCCCUGAGAAACCUCCGGAGGGGUUUGACGAGGAUCCCACGCCUCUACUCCCGGGGAAGCAAGAACAUGCAGAUUCCAAGGCCGCGCAAAAUGUCCUGGUAGAUCCAGGGACCUCGCCCCACCUCGAAAUCCCGAGUCCCCAUCGUCCCCAAACCGCCGCGAUAGUGCCCUAUCCCGGGGAUUACUCCAUCCCCUCAACAGGGAUGCCCUCCGUUAUACCCGACGCAGUGGAUAUCCCCACAGACUUCGACAUCUUCGCAGGCCAGAUCCCGAAUAUUUGGAGUUUUGAGUAUCAAAUGGGAAACGAACGAUACGUCGAUGCUCUGGCUGCCAAAGCGGGAUCCCCGGACGCGGCCAAUUGGAGGUGGCUCGAGUCUAAUUCCACUUUAUCGGAUCAUAUUUCCGCCCUCCAAACGAUCAUGAGGAGGAAACUGGUGCUCACGGAGCCGAUUUCAGGGUUCACAAUGAAUCUCUUCUAUCAAAAGGUCCUCAUGGCGGUAUCUCUUUUCAACAGCCUGGUCCGCCCGAAUGUCAUGCGCUGGUACGCAAAGACACGCUUUUAUCACAUUGUCGACUUGACGGCUUGGCAGAUCUAUCCUUGCGCACGAACUCUGCGGGCGAUUCUCCCAGAAUACAUGCCUACCCUCCUCCAGAGCCAGUGUCAAUACCCGAAGGUCAUAGACUGGAUCCCGUUCUCGUCCCUCCGUGACGGUCUGAUUCGGCUUCAUUCGGCCAACCCGCAAAUCGACCAAAUAUUCACCGACGCAGUCAGCAGUUACGUUGUUCAGGCAUGGAUGUCUGACCUCGUCAAAGGCGCCCCCCAGUUGAAGGCGAGCCCCCCCGCUAAUGAAGGGCACACUCCCUACGAGCACGGCGUCAGGCUGCCCGCCCCUGAUACGGCGACCCUCUUCUCCUCGCCCGCAUAUUCGCGGGCCGCUUUCGAUUUCCUCAGUAUCGAUCACGGGGUCACUAAUUAUAAAAUCGAUCCCGCUUUCUUCGCCAAGUACCCGGAGCUGUACGAUUCCACCUCCGAUAUCAUUGCUGGAGGGAUUCCUUUGCGGCCGGACCUUCAGAUUCGUCUCACUCAUCCACUGAAACGCCUUGAUGUUCAGACUUUCCGAACGUAUCAGAGUUUCAUAGACUUUUCUCAUGACUACGAGAUGCUUUCCGCGAAGAUAUGA
Messenger RNA from Penicillium chermesinum, 1482 nucleotides. RefSeq names its product bZIP transcription factor. Bases 1 to 1482 code for a protein of 493 amino acids. Gene Ontology annotation, molecular function: DNA-binding transcription factor activity. The record is from RefSeq and is a predicted model, not a curated record. Gene Ontology annotation, biological process: regulation of DNA-templated transcription. Lineage: Eukaryota; Fungi; Ascomycota; Eurotiomycetes; Eurotiales; Aspergillaceae. The transcript is spliced from 4 exons.